GGCCUGGCGGGGAGUCAGGCUCGCCUUUGCCCUCUGUCUGUGCCAGAGCUCUGGAACCUGGCUGGCAUCUCUUGAGAGCAAAGCGAAGCCCGCGAGCGAUCUCCCGGGAACUUCCUAGAAAAAAAAAAUUUCAGGUUGGAAAGGGAGGGCCGAACACCGGAGGGAGGGAGCGCUCCUCGGCAGGGACUCAGGUUGGCCAGGGCUGCCCCGAGCCCCGGAGAAUCCCCAGAGCGAUCGUUCACUACAUGCCCACAUGCCUGCGUGUGCCAGGGAGCCAGAGCUCGGACAGCGGGAGUCGGAGACAGGACCAGGAGCUGCAGAGGAGCCGCGGCAGAGCCCCAGCGAGCGCGCUGCCCUGGCUCGGAGCCCAGGGGCCGCCCACUGGCGGGGGAGGCGGGGAGCGCGCAGGGAGGCGGCGGCGGCGGUGGGGCUUCCCCGGGCUUCCCCUCCCCUGGCCGCAGGUGCCCGGAGCGGGCCUAGGACACGGAGGCUGCUCCCGGCGAGAGGGAGCUGGGAGUUCCUAAGGCGGCAGCGGCUCCGCACUAGGACGCGGGGUCCCCAGCCUCGCUAGUGGCCGGCGCGGCUUCCCGGAGCCCCAGAGCCCCGGAGCCCGACGCGGGUGGUUUGGGCUGAGCCCUCCCCGGCGCCUGCCCCCCGCCCGGCACCCGCCUCCGCCCCGCCCGCGGUCUGGAGAGCGCCUCCCUCGCCUCCCUCGCCUCCCAGGGUCUGGCUAGCGGGCGCCGGCAGAGCUGCGGAGAGCACUAGCCGUCGCCGCGGGAGCUGCUCCAGCCGCACCAUGCGGGAGCUGGCCAUCGAGAUCGGGGUGCGAGCCCUGCUCUUCGGAGUCUUCGUAUCUAAGCCCAGAACACCAGCUCAGAGCCACCCCACAGCCUCCCGUGAGCUGCUGUCACCUAGGCACCGACACCUGCACUGGUCCCUCCUUCAUUUUACAGAGUUUUUGGAUCCGUUCCAGAGAGUCAUCCAGCCAGAGGAGAUCUGGCUGUAUAAAAAUCCUUUGGUGCAAUCAGAUAACAUACCUACUCGCCUCAUGUUUGCAAUUUCUUUCCUCACACCCCUGGCUGUUAUUUGUGUGGUGAAAAUUAUCCGGCGAACAGACAAGACUGAAAUUAAGGAAGCCUUCUUAGCCGUGUCCUUGGCUCUUGCUUUGAAUGGAGUCUGCACAAACACUAUUAAAUUAAUAGUGGGAAGACCUCGCCCCGAUUUCUUUUACCGCUGCUUUCCAGAUGGAGUGAUGAACUCAGAAAUGCACUGCACGGGUGACCCCGAUCUGGUGUCCGAGGGCCGCAAAAGCUUCCCCAGCAUCCAUUCCUCCUUUGCCUUUUCUGGCCUUGGCUUCACGACGUUCUACUUGGCGGGCAAGCUGCACUGCUUCACCGAGAGUGGGCGGGGAAAGAGCUGGCGGCUCUGUGCUGCCAUCCUGCCCUUGUACUGCGCCAUGAUGAUUGCCCUGUCCCGCAUGUGCGACUACAAGCAUCACUGGCAAGCUGUGGUGGUGUCACGUGGUGAAGUGAAGGAAUGUGGAGUCACAGCUCUUGUCUUUUGGGAAUGGUUAAUUCAUGCUGCUGCUGGUGUACCCAAGGCCUGCCGGCAACUGGGACUUUGAAACCGUUAGUAUCCAACAGGCACAGAAAGGACCUUUGGGCAGUAGAGGCAGAAUAUUCAUCCUCUGUGGGCCAUUGGGAAAGCCAAGAAAGAGAAUUUCUGUUCAGGAUGGUUAGAACCAUAUUUGGGAAUCAAAUCAAAACCGCGUCGUGGUAGACUUCCGUAGCCCAAGCUGAACGCGCAUCUGUUGGUACGGGUUAUUGGUAUGGGCCAGGGACAAGUUCAGCUCUGCCAUUACAUGUUCAACUGACACCCUUGGAGUCAGCCAGGAGAGGAACACAGCUUCCUUGGAUGUCUAAAAGGCUCUGAGUUGGACUCAUUUUACCUGAGUCCCCCUUCACUAGGCUGUCUGCCACUGUCCUCACCAGUUGUUUUCAACUGGGUGAUGGAGAGGCUCACUGUACCUCUCAGGGGACAUGGAGCAAUGUCUGUAGACAUCUUUUUGUUGUCACAACUCUGAGGUGUAGGUGCUACUGCCAUCGUGUGGGUGGAGGGUUAGAGACUAGGGAUGCUGCUCAAUGUCCUACAACUGCAAGACCCCCCACCCCCCACCCCCCAACAAGGAGUUAUCCAGCCCCAAAUGUGAAUACGGCCCAGGCUGAGAAUCCCUGUUCUACGUCAUACCCCAGCUCCAUGUUUCUUUCCCCUGCUCCAUGUUAAGAAGCAGCAGUGCUCUGGGAGAGGGAAGUUUUGUUCAUUCAACACUCAGUUAUUAAGGGAGAAAUCAAGGAGGCCUCAAAGGUUUUCCGUUGGGAGGAGGGAUGCAGAGUGAGGUCUUCAACUGCAGUGUAGGUGGAUGUUGGAGGCAGGAUGCCUGAUUAAGAUAAAUAACUUGUUUUCCUUUGGUGAACUGAGCUGCCCAGUGACCGUGGGCGGGGGCCAUCCAUCAUGGUGAAAAUUCACAUGGAGCCCCAUUGGCAUCAGCAAAACUCAAGUCCGCCUCAUUAUAGACUUUAGUUAACAGCAUUCACGUUAUGAGAUUUUAUGACUCCAUUUCAGUUUUGAUUUAAGCAACUGUGCCUAAUGUGGAAAUACAUCCAAUUACUCGAUUACACAGCCAUAUCCAAUAAAUAGUCCAUAAUCUCCAAUGACUCUCUGUCCAUUAUCAUGGUUAUCUUCUGUUGUUGACACCCCCUGGUCUUUUCUGUCUCCCCAGCCAACUUCAAAUAUAAAAAUCUAUUGUUUUAUUAAAUGAGGAAAAUACAGAGGCACAGGCCAUGGCAUAGGGAAGGAUGCAUGAGACAUUUAGCAGAACUUCUCCAGACACUAAACCAGCUGGAUUAAUGCUGAAUCUCUAUGUGGGUGAUGUGUCCUGUGUCCUUGUGACAUUCUGGCUGUUAGGUCAACUGGAAGCCGGAGAGUUUCAUAGAUGAUGCUAACUGCAAAGCUCAGUGCCCUCUCAAACAGGCUCACCUUUGUGAUUAAGUGUGUUUCACAGUGCUCAAACUCGUAGAAUCCCCAUGCUAGGGAAAAUAACUGCAGAGAAAGAGUGCAGCAUGUCCUUAAACCGACUUCUGCCUCUCUCACCCUUUCGUGUGAUUACGAUUUCUUGUCAAUGGAGGGUUACAGCUACUAGUGGCAGGAUGUGUUGUUUGCUCCAUCACUGGGCUUAAUAAUGAGCUCCCCUGACCACCUCAAGUCCCUGCAUCUGAAACCAAGCUCUCUCCAUGUGACUAGGUUUGGAGAUAACAUUUGAAAUACUUGUUUCUCUAAUCAUAGGUCAUUCUAAGCAGCCCUGGGUGCCUGUGUGGUAUUUCAUUAUAAGAGGGAGCAUCCUCCUCCAGAGGUAAUCUAAGGGAACGGGCCUCAAAGAAUGAAACAGUCAUUUGUUCCCACCCAGUCUAAGGUUGGAAAGCAUCUCGGUCAGUCACAGAUGCAGUUGUCUCACUGGGCUGAAGUUCUCAAGAUGGCCGUCAUUGCCUUUGCCUGCUUCCCCGACUGGGCGGUGAAGGGUCUGUGAUUUGAAAUGAACUUAAUGUAGUUACCAAACUUCAGGAGAUUAUUGAUCCUCCAAAUGCAGGUGGUUUGGUGGUUGGAUAUGUGCUGGACUGUUUUGUGUGCCACAAAAUGCUUCUGGCCUCAAAAAGUCAGGGAGAAGCUAUUCCCUUUGGAGAAACCUUUGUUUCAAAGCCUCAUGGCAUCCUGCAACUCACAGGACUCUCUUGAGCUCUCCUUCCUUUUGGUACUGAUAAACUCAGUAGCCCCACAGGAUGGGAUCUUUCCCUGUUCAGUGUCACAGAGCCAUUACAUGAAAUCAAACAUGAGCAUCAAGCAGAGUAAACUUUAUUCCAUGGCCAAAGAAUGGAGGAGUGGAAACACAGCUCUCAGAUGAACUUUUCAGUUAGUGAGGGGUGAAGGGAUUAAAAUAUUAGGGUUUCUCUAAUGAAGAGGUCAGGAAGUAAAAUCUAGAGGAGGGAUAGUUGGUUCUUUUUCUGUAAAUGGACCGUGAACUUCUGGGAACCAGAGCGCUGCCUUCCUUUUAUGGCUUCUUCCAGUUGUUGUCAUGGCAAUUGUCAACUGUCAUGGUGCUGAUGAGAGUGUCGUUUGGCAUGGAAAUGAGAUUCCAGUGAAGCCUGACGUCUUCUUGAAGUUCUUCAGUCAGCUAUCUUGGUUUUAGCCAGUUUCAGCCAGUCCAGGUACAAAGGGAACUAUUUUCCACAGGUGUCCCAUUUCUUAAAGAUAAACAGAAUUAGAGAGGGGUAGAAAUUCAGCUAUGUACUUACUCCCCUUCCCCUUCCCUCCCCUCUGUGUCUGUCUAUUCAGCUAUGUACACUCUCCCCUUCCCUCCCCUCUGUCUGUCUUCAUCUCUCCAUCUGCUUCUCUCUCUCUCUCUCUCUCUCUCUCUCUCUCUCUCUCUCUCUCUCUCACACACACACACACACACACACACAGACACACACACACACAGCUGAGGGACAUACACUGUUAACUAGGCCUGCCUUGUGCUGUCAGAAGCAAUCUGUAGGUUUUCUAAAUGAAACAACUUGAAAAAGAUCCCUUGGAACAAUAUGAUAGUUUCUGCCAAAAACCUGCCAGCCCCGGGUGGAACAAAAAUACUUAGAUUCUUCCUCAAAUAUCCUCAGUCCUGAGUGAAUUGAUCUCACCUCAUUUCCCUCCACAGCCGGCUGCUCUGUGUGGCAGGGCCCACAGUCACAUUCACCAUCGGCUGCCAACCCCCACCUCUGUCUGGGAACCUCUGAGUCUUGACUGCCCUUCUAAGUCCACCCACCUCUGUGUUGGUGCCCAGGAGAGCAUGAGAAGCCUCAGUCCCCGGCUCACCCCUCCCUCUGGUCAAAGUCCACUGCAGAGUGUGCUUUCAGCCUAAAGCGAGCCAUCCUCAGUCCUCUUCCUGCCUCCAGGAUAGCCCUGGUGUCUCCCCAUUAUGGAAUUCCCAGGGAAGAUGGACGUCGAUGGCUCCCAAGUCUCACUGGCCUCCUUCCUUUGUUUUACUCAAGGGAACCCGUCUCUUCUCAGCUUUCUUUGGCUUUCUGUGCUCAGCAUGUAUGUAUAUAUAUAGACUCCAGGUUUUCCUUCCCACUCUGGUCUGGUGAUCACCACUUGUUGCCCGAAUCAUCGCAGAAGCCUCUUAGCCUGACUCCCUCCUUCCUUCUUUGCCCCUCAACUGCAGUUGGAGUGUGCCUUUAGAGCUCGAGUUAGCACAUGUCACUCCUGCAGAAAUGGUGCAGUGACUCUCAUUUCACUCCACAUCACAGACCGUGUCCUGCCAAGGCCCACAGGAUCUGCUCCCUCCGCACCUCUCUGAUGCUGUGGUUACGCUACCUGUCCUCCUUGUUCACAGUAUUGCAUCGCUUGAGCUUCUGGCUGCUCCUUGAACAGGCCCAUCCCCUCCCACCUCAGAGCCUUUGCACAGGCUCCACUUUGUGCCUGGAAUGCUCUUGUUGAGAUGUGGGCAUGGCUUGUUCCCCUUCUCCCUCUUAAACUGGGCUCCAGUGUCACCUUCUCAGUCCUGUGAUGCCCCUUCCUCACAUACCAUGCCCCUCAUGCCUUGUACAUUUACCACCUUCUGACAAAUGAAAUAAUUUAGUAUGUAUUGACUAUUGUCUGUCCCUAACCGCUAGAACGGGGUGGGCAAACUUCGUAAAGGAUCAGAUAGUCAAUAUCUUAGGCUGUAUGUGGCCGUGCGAUCUCUGUUGCAACUACUCAGUUUGGCUGUAGUGCCCAGAAGUGACCAUAGAAGAUAUAUAAAGGAAUGGGUUCACUUCGUUUACUGGCCCCUGCACUAGAAUAUGAUCUCCAUGUGAGCAGGGAUUUGGGUCUCUCUUGGUGGCAUGGCACAUAGUGGGAACUUAUAUCAGGGUCCUGAGGCUGCCAGAGCAAAGUAUCAAAAACUGGGUGGUUUAGAACAACAGAAAGAUACUGUCCCACCAUUCUGGAGGCUGGAAGUCUUUGGCAAAGCCACCCUCUCUCUGAAAUCAGUAAGGGGAGGAUCCUUCCCUGCCUUUUCCAGCUUCUAGUAGCCCCGGAUGUGCUUCCGCCGAUGGCAGAGUAAUUCCAGUCUCUACCUCUCUCCUCCCCUGGUGUUUUCUCUGUGUGUCCUCACAUCCGCUUCCCUCUUUGGGUUUCUGUCUCUGUGUCCAAAUUUUGCCUUUUUGUAAGGACACUAGUCCUUAUAUUGGAUUAGGGCCCACCCUGAUUAUCUGAUUUUAACUUGAUUACUCCCUAUUUCCAAAUAAGGUCAUGUUUUCAGGUCCUAGGGACUAGGA
This is a messenger RNA of Callithrix jacchus (white-tufted-ear marmoset), 6347 nucleotides long. Lineage: Eukaryota; Metazoa; Chordata; Mammalia; Primates; Cebidae. The record is from RefSeq and is a predicted model, not a curated record.